Messenger RNA from Chelonia mydas (Green sea turtle), 3211 nucleotides. It is a transcript of the gene NPEPPS, whose product is annotated as aminopeptidase puromycin sensitive. Bases 327 to 2954 code for a protein of 875 amino acids. Gene Ontology annotation, molecular function: zinc ion binding; metalloaminopeptidase activity; peptide binding. Gene Ontology annotation, cellular component: cytoplasm. Gene Ontology annotation, biological process: peptide catabolic process; proteolysis. Lineage: Eukaryota; Metazoa; Chordata; Testudines; Cheloniidae. The transcript has 23 exons. The record is from RefSeq and is a predicted model, not a curated record.
GCGCGCUUCUGACGCACACGCGCGCUCGCUCCUUCGGGGCGGCGGUUUCGAGCGGGCGGGCGCGCGCCGCGCCGCGUGACGCCGCUGCGUGGCGCCGGCCCCCGCGCACGCAAGGCCCAACCCCUUGCCCUCUCUCUCCCUCUGUCUCCGUGCCCCGCCCCCCUCGCCCGACCGUCCUCACUCCUGUGUCGGGAACGCGCCGGGCCGCCCCGACCCUCCGUCUCCGCGGGACUCGCUCGCUGGCCGGGCGGCGCGCGCGCGCGCGGUGGGUCCCCCCCGCUGCCUCAGGCCCCCACGCCCCGUCAGGCCGCCCCCUCAGCCCCGCCAUGCCGGAGAAGCGGCCCUUCGAGCGGCUGCCGGCCGAGGUGUCCCCGCUCAACUACGGGCUCUGCCUCAAGCCCGACCUCCUCGACUUCACCUUCGAGGGCAAGCUGGAGGCGGCCGUACAGGUGAGACAGGCAACCAAUCAAAUUGUGAUGAAUUGUGCUGACAUUGACAUUAUUACUGCCUCCUAUGCACCAGAGGGAGAUGAAGAAAUACACGCCACGGGAUUCAACUAUCAAAAUGAAGAUGAGAAAGUUACUCUCUCCUUUCCCAGUACUCUACAAAAAGGGACAGGGACGUUAAAGAUAGACUUUGUUGGAGAAUUGAAUGAUAAAAUGAAAGGUUUCUAUAGAAGUAAAUAUACCACCCCUUCCGGAGACACGCGCUAUGCUGCUGUCACUCAGUUUGAGGCCACUGAUGCUCGCAGAGCCUUCCCUUGCUGGGAUGAACCUGCUAUUAAGGCGACAUUCGAUAUCUCAUUGGUUGUCCCUAAAGACAGAGUAGCUUUGUCAAAUAUGAAUGUCACUGAUCGGAAGCCAUACCCUGAUGAUGAAAAUCUGGUGGAAGUGAAGUUUGCCCGCACACCUGUGAUGUCAACGUACCUAGUAGCAUUUGUGGUGGGAGAAUAUGACUUUGUAGAGACCAGGUCAUCUGAUGGUGUGUUAAUCCGUGUUUACACUCCUGUUGGCAAAGCAGAACAGGGAAAGUUCGCAUUAGAGGUUGCUGCUAAAACUCUGCCUUUUUAUAAGGGCUACUUCAAUGUUCCUUAUCCUCUUCCUAAAAUUGAUCUCAUAGCUAUUGCAGACUUUGCAGCUGGUGCCAUGGAGAACUGGGGCCUUGUUACUUAUAGGGAGACUGCACUGCUGAUUGAUCCCAAAAAUUCCUGCUCUUCGUCCCGCCAGUGGGUUGCUUUGGUUGUGGGACAUGAACUUGCUCAUCAGUGGUUUGGAAACCUUGUCACCAUGGAAUGGUGGACCCACCUCUGGCUGAAUGAAGGCUUUGCCUCCUGGAUUGAGUAUCUCUGUGUAGACCACUGCUUCCCAGAAUAUGAUAUCUGGACUCAGUUUGUUUCUGCUGAUUACACACGAGCUCAAGAGCUUGAUGCCUUAGACAACAGUCAUCCUAUUGAAGUCAGCGUGGGCCACCCAUCUGAAGUAGACGAAAUAUUUGAUGCUAUUUCUUAUAGCAAAGGAGCAUCUGUAAUCCGAAUGUUACAUGACUACAUUGGAGAUGAGGAUUUUCGGAAAGGAAUGCAUUUGUACUUAACCAGGUUCCAGCAGAGGAAUGCAGCUACAGAGGACCUUUGGGAGAGCCUGGAGAAAGCCAGUGGUAAACCUAUAGCUGCUGUAAUGAAUACAUGGACCAAACAAAUGGGAUUCCCACUCAUUUAUGUGGAAGCAGAGCAGCAAGAAGAGGACAAAGUUCUGAAGUUAGUCCAGAAGAAGUUCUGUGCCAGUGGACCAUAUAGCGGGGAGGACUGCCCUCUGUGGAUGGUCCCCAUUAGUAUUUGUACAAGUGAUGACCCCAGCUGUGCCAAAAUGCAAGUGCUGAUGGACAAGCCAGAGCUGACGUUGGUUUUGAAAGAUGUUAAACCAGGCCAGUGGGUGAAGUUAAACCUGGGAACAGUCGGGUUUUACCGUACUCAGUACAGCCCUGACCUGCUGGAGAGUUUAAUACCAGCGAUCCAAGACCUCUCCCUACCCCCUGUGGACAGACUUGGGCUGCAGAAUGAUCUCUUCUCUCUGGCCCGAGCUGGAAUCAUUAGCACUGUAGAUGUUCUAAAAGUCAUGGAGGCUUUUGUGAAUGAGCCCAAUUAUACAGUGUGGAGCGACCUGAGCUGUAACCUGGGGAUUCUCUCAACUCUCUUGUCCCACACAGACUUCUAUGAGGAAAUCCAGGUGUUUGUGAAAGAUGUCUUUUCACCCAUAGGGGAGAGGCUGGGAUGGGACCCCAAACCUGGAGAGGGUCAUCUGGAUGCACUUCUGAGGGGCCUGGUUUUGGGAAAACUAGGAAAAGCUGGGCAUAAGGCAACAUUAGAAGAAGCGCGACGUCGGUUUAAGGACCACGUAGAAGGAAAACACAUCCUGUCAGCUGACCUGAGAAGUCCUGUAUAUGUAACGGUUUUGAAGCAUGGAGAUGGUGCUACUUUAGACACUAUGUUAAAGCUACACAAACAAGCAGAGAUGCAGGAGGAGAAGAACCGAAUUGAGCGAGUUCUCGGAGCCAUCUCUCAACCUGAACUGAUCCAAAAAGUUCUGACCUUUGCACUUUCAGAAGAGGUACGUCCCCAGGAUACCGUGUCUGUUAUCGGUGGAGUGGCUGGAAGCAGCAAGCAGGGGAGAAGAGCUGCCUGGAAAUUUGUAAAGGACAAUUGGGAGGAACUUUAUAAUCGCUAUCAGGGUGGAUUCUUAAUAUCCAGACUAAUAAAGCUAUCGGUGGAUGGAUUUGCAAUUGAUAAAAUGGCUGCAGAAGUUAAGGCCUUCUUUGAGACUCACCCUGCUCCAUCAGCAGAACGCACUGUCCAGCAGUGCUGUGAAAAUAUCUUGCUGAAUGCAGCUUGGCUGAAUCGGGACGCCGAGAGCAUCCACCAAUAUCUUCUGCAGCGCAAGGCCCCGCCAGCCAUGGUGUGAAUCUGUGCAUGCGGCUGCUGCAAUCCUACUGCCUCGUCAGGGGGAGAGGGAGGAGCUACCCAACAGCUGAUUCAUAUGCCAAGAAUUUGGAGUCUUUUCUCAAAGCGAUGGGGAUUGGACAAUGAAUGUAGUUAACUGGUUCCUGCUCACACUCCAGAAUUAAAUUCUAUUAAAAAAAAAUUAUCAGCAAUUCAGCAAAAAACAAGUCUGUAAAUAUGAUAGUAAUAAAAUAGAGCAUAACAAAACUGUGAAACUUC